UCUAAUAAUAAUGGUACGUUCCACCGUGCUGUCGCGUUAAAAUCGCACAUUUCAAGGGCAGUUCGUUUCCCUAGUGCGCCUACUCUGUCCUGUUGAGUCUUAUGAGCGAAUCAUGAAUAUGCUUUGCAGAGUUGGUCAGAUACGCAGGUGUGCAGCCAGCCUCAGCCAAAGUCUAAACCAAGUAUCUUCAUCAAGGCAGAAGCACACGCUCCCCGAUCUGACAUAUGACUAUGGUGCCCUCGAGCCUUACAUCAGUGCUGAGAUAAUGCAACUGCACCACAGCAAGCAUCAUGCCACAUAUGUUAACAAUCUCAAUGUCACAGAGGAGAAAUAUCAAGAGGCCCUUGCAAAAGGAGAUGUAACGACCCAGGUUGCCCUCCAGCCUGCUCUGAGGUUUAAUGGAGGAGGUCAUAUUAAUCACACCAUCUUUUGGACAAACCUCACUCCAAAUGGUGGAAGCGAGCCUCAGGGAGAGCUUAUGGAGGCAAUCAAGCGGGACUUUGGCUCUUUUCAAAAGCUGAAGGAGAGGAUGUCUGCUGCUACGGUGGCAGUGCAGGGUUCAGGCUGGGGCUGGCUGGGCUAUGAAAAAGAAAGCGGACGACUUCGUAUAGCUGCUUGUGCAAACCAGGAUCCCCUACAGGGAACAACAGGUCUCAUCCCUCUCCUUGGUAUUGAUGUGUGGGAACAUGCCUACUACCUUCAGUAUAAAAAUGUGCGGCCAGACUACGUUAAAGCAAUCUGGAAUGUUAUCAACUGGGAGAAUGUGAGCGAGCGUCUCCAGACUGCCAAAAAGUAGAAAAGAACUCUCAAAUAGCCCUUAAAACCCCUCUCACCAUGCUCUGGACCUGGAUCAAAUAGUAGUUGCUAAUAAUUACGUUUUCCUUGCACAAAUGGUAUUCAAGCAUACAUCUGGUCAGUUGCAUUAAAGCUGAUUAAACUGACUUUAAAAUUAUUUCCAUAUUGAAAUCCUAUGUUCUUCCUGGAAAACAUGCACAGGUUCCAGUAAAAUAUAAAUUAUUUGCAAAUGCUUUUUGAUCUCAGGUCAGCUUUCGACCAUCAGACUUUUUGUGUCAAAUGGCCGCUUCUCACAUGAAGGCUGGCUUUUGUUAAUCACACCCAAACUGCAACUGCUGUAGUAGGAGUCAUACAGACCCAUAGUGACCUGUGUCUUUGUCACAUUGUUGCACUAAUCCGACAUUGCUGCAGCCCCUGUUUUUGAUGUAUUAUAAUAAAAUUAUAGAAUUUCAAUUGUC
This is a messenger RNA of Betta splendens (Siamese fighting fish), 1253 nucleotides long. RefSeq names its product superoxide dismutase 2, mitochondrial (gene sod2). The coding region runs from base 113 to 796 and encodes 227 amino acids. Gene Ontology annotation, biological process: superoxide metabolic process. The transcript has 5 exons. NCBI's taxonomy places the organism in Eukaryota, Metazoa, Chordata, Actinopteri, Anabantiformes, Osphronemidae. Gene Ontology annotation, cellular component: mitochondrion. The record is from RefSeq and is a predicted model, not a curated record. Gene Ontology annotation, molecular function: superoxide dismutase activity; metal ion binding.